Messenger RNA from Talaromyces stipitatus ATCC 10500, 1656 nucleotides. RefSeq lists its product as uncharacterized. Bases 1 to 1656 code for a protein of 551 amino acids. The transcript has 5 exons. The record is from RefSeq and is a predicted model, not a curated record. Lineage: Eukaryota; Fungi; Ascomycota; Eurotiomycetes; Eurotiales; Trichocomaceae.
AUGCACAGAGGAGGAGUCCCAGAUGAACUUUUUGCUCCUAUACGAGGGGCUUUCAACUCUUGGUUUCGGAUAAAGUUCAAGGAUGGAGGUUCGGCUGUCAUCAGGUUUCCGUGCCCUGGUGCUCCGGUAUUUCCAGAAGGAAAAGUCAAGCGAGACAUAGCUGUCGUGCGUUUUCUUGAACACUUUUCUAAUAUUCGCGUGCCUCACAUCCUACACUCUGGAAUGACCGAGGAAAGUCCAUGUGGUUUGGGCCCUUUUAUUAUCAUGGAAUAUAUCAAUCAUGAGCAUGAUUUUAUUGACGCACUCAAUAUAUCUCCUCGUUCGCACCAAGAGAGACCCAUCUUGAACCCGAAUAUCUCAUCAGAAAGAUUGGAAUUAGUCUGUAGUCAAAUGGCGGACAUCCUAGUACAAUUAUCUAGGCCUUGUUUCUCAAAAAUUGGAUGUAUCUCUAAGGCCAAAGAGGAUGACGAAUGGGUGCUCGGGGGCGUUCCGGCAGACCUUCUACCUCAGCAUACAUUCAAAACCGCCUCAUCAUAUUACGAGUCACUGGCCGAGAUGUAUAUGGCGCAUUGUGAUGAUUUUCGCCCGGGAAAUGUACUUGCAAAUGCCGACUAUCAGAUGACCGGUGCGCUGGAUUGGGAAUAUACAUAUGCUGCACCUACAGGCUUUGCGUAUAGCCCUCCGUUCCGGUUGAUACUGGAGCUUCCAGAAUUUAGGGCCGAGUUUCUAGAUAUCUGGACAGAAAAAUUACGAAAGAGUCCUGCCAAUAUUUCUACAAGCACUAAGAAAGAGAGAGCAGGAGGUUGGGAAACAGGUGACUUGUGGUUGAAUUAUGCGGCUAGGAAGAGCUGGGCGUGUGAUACGAUCUAUUGGGCGAAGAUUGACCAGAGGUUCUUUGGUGAGAGUGACUCGGAGGAUCGUCUGAUGCUUUUGAUGGAAAGCAGAAGGGAAGAAAUGAAUGCGUCUGUGCAGAGGAAGUUAAGAGAAAAAGAAGUUAUUCGGUUCAGGAUGUCCUCCAACGUCGGCCUCUCCACCCCGCGUGGUAGCGGAACAUCAGGCUACGUUCAACGCAACAGCGCCUUUCUCAAACCCCGAAACGCAGGUUACGGCGCCCCAUACCCUCCAGUAUCCUCAGCAGACGAUAAAGGACCAUCAAGUUUCCGACAACGCAAACCCGAUCAACAAAUUCUGGAUCAUGACCGGAAACGCGCGAUUGAAGUUCGAGUGUUAGAAGAACGGGAAAGACUCGAGGACGAGAAUGAGGAGCUUCAAAAAACUAAAGAGACCCCGUUGACGGAGGAGGAAAUUGAUGAGAAGUGUGAUGCGUUGAGGACGAGGUUGUUGAAGGAGUUGGAGGAUGGUGAGAAAUCUUCUGCAGCGGGGGAUUAUCGAAGACAGCAGCAACGUAGUGCGGCGGGCAGAUCAUACGAUAAAGACAGGAGACAGUUUAAGAGUUAUCAGGUUCAUGAAUUGGCGGAGGCGAAGAUAGAGGAGAGUGAGAGGUUGAGAAAGGCUUUGGGGAUUAAAGAGGAUUGGGAGAAGAAGGAUACGACCUCGACAGCGAAAGAUACGGAGAAGUUGACAACGAGGGAGGAUGGGGAUGUUGGCCGUGAUAGAGAGAGAGAUGAGAGGAGUCGUCGUCGAAGAUACUCCUAA